Cryptomeria japonica (Japanese cedar) is the source of this 753-nucleotide messenger RNA. RefSeq lists its product as uncharacterized. The record is from RefSeq and is a predicted model, not a curated record. Gene Ontology annotation, biological process: regulation of DNA-templated transcription. Lineage: Eukaryota; Viridiplantae; Streptophyta; Pinopsida; Cupressales; Cupressaceae. Gene Ontology annotation, molecular function: DNA-binding transcription factor activity; sequence-specific DNA binding. Bases 1 to 753 code for a protein of 250 amino acids. Gene Ontology annotation, cellular component: nucleus. The transcript has a single exon.
AUGACUAUACAAGACGAUUUUCCACUUUAUUCUCUUGACAGCCAGCUUGACCAGCAAAUUUCUCCUGUCGAGUUUCAGGACUACCUCAACCACGCAAGCGAUACCAGAAUGGAAUUCUUGGACGGUCAAGUUUAUCCAUGUACAAACAUCUCAGAGGAUGAGAUGCAUCAAGGCAUUAAUAAUCAUAUUUUAUUUUGCCAGUUUGGGGAAUUUCCUUCAACACCUAAUGUCCAUACCAGCCAUGAGCUCACCGAGGCGACGGCUGGAUUUGACAAUGAGAAUGCCUUGUCGUCUGAAGAAAUCAUUCAAGCGGCGGGCGCUCAGUACGUGCAUGCCUUGGCUCACGAGGGCUUCAAUUGGAACUCCCAUUUUAAUGUUCCAGACCAGGACGGGCUUCAAUUGGUUCAUCUUCUUUUGGCCUCAGCAGAGUUGGUCAGCAGCGAGCAAUAUGAAGAAGCCUCCAGGAUGGUUAGCCAGUGCAAAAAAAAAUCUUCCCAUCUGGGGAGCCCCAUAGAGAGGCUUUGUUAUUACUUUUCCAAUGCUCUUGAAGAGAGAAUCAAAUUCCAAACCUGCCCUGAGCCCGAAAAAUGGAAACAGAUGAGCCCUGAUUUCGCUAACAAUUUUCCAAGUGAUUAUGGGAAAGAUGAGUUGUAUGCUCUAGAGGCGCUCAGUACUAGGGUCAAUCCAUAUGCCGUAACUCUACAAUUAACGGCCGUCCAAGCUAUCAUUGACACCAUGGGGCGUACAAACUGA